AUGGCGGGAGCGGGCGACAGCGGGAGUGCGCGUGCGCGUCCCGAGACGCCUGGUGUGGCGCGCGAGCCUGCCUGUGCGCGGCGGGAGCGAGCGCCCGAGCUCGGCAGGUUCAGGGUUUCCCGGCUUCCCGCUGGCUUCUCAGGGACGAAAUCCAACAGUUGUGACAUCCGCUCAGCGGGCUUGACUCUACCCCUCAAUCCCAAACCUUUCCUCAAUGGGCUAACAGGAAAGCCAGUAAUGGCGAAGUUUAAGUGGGGAAUGGAGUACAAGGGCUGCCUGGUAUCUGUAGAUGGCUAUAUGAAUAUGCAGCUUGCAAAUACAGAAGAAUACAUAGAUGGAGCAUUGUCGGGACAUCUGGGUGAAGUUUUAAUAAGGUGUAAUAAUGUCCUUUAUAUCAGAGGGGUUGAAGAAGAGGAAGAAGAUGGAGAAAUGAGAGAAUAACGCGUCUUUUGUGGUUUAUAUAUAUAUAUAUAUAUAUUUCUAGACAAUAA
Molecule: messenger RNA, 491 nt
Organism: Erinaceus europaeus (western European hedgehog)
Lineage: Eukaryota; Metazoa; Chordata; Mammalia; Eulipotyphla; Erinaceidae
Product: small nuclear ribonucleoprotein F-like
Exons: 3
Coding region: 1-441 (146 amino acids)
Biological process (GO): mRNA splicing, via spliceosome; spliceosomal snRNP assembly
Cellular component (GO): catalytic step 2 spliceosome; U1 snRNP
Molecular function (GO): RNA binding
Source: RefSeq, a predicted model, not a curated record